Malania oleifera is the source of this 1274-nucleotide messenger RNA. RefSeq lists its product as uncharacterized. The record is from RefSeq and is a predicted model, not a curated record. NCBI's taxonomy places the organism in Eukaryota, Viridiplantae, Streptophyta, Magnoliopsida, Santalales, Ximeniaceae. The coding region runs from base 184 to 675 and encodes 163 amino acids. The transcript is spliced from 4 exons.
UAUCAGCAAGGAAGAUCUUAAAACAAAAGUCUACUUGACAGUGUUUUGACCGGUAGCCAGUUGGCCGGGAAAAAGGGGAAAGAGAGAUAAAAAUUUCAAAUCUUAGCUACUAGAUGAAAUUGCAAAUCAUUAUCGAGCCUGGAAUGAAAUGGGAAAGUGGAAGAAGGAGAGAAGAUAGCUUCUAUGGAUCCUUCGACGAACCCAGAAACCCUAGUUUCAGGACUCGGCCUCGAUCAGCCGCUGUCCACAUCUUGCCCGAGCUCUUCCGACGCUCAGGAAGAAGCGGAACGCGAUGGCGGUGAGCCGAAACCCUCGUUCAAUCAGGCGGAGAUUUUUAAGGCUCUCGAAGUCGUUGAGAGGGACUCUGUCGCCAUCGCCGAGAGCUUCACUUCUCUCUUCGCCUCCCUCCGCUUGGCUCUCUCCGAGGUUACAAGCAGUUCGGUUGAUCAUGUACAGUUGUUUAGUGAUGCUGCUGGCCGCCUUCAAGAAUCUGCCCUUGAUGCGGCGACGAAGGGAAGCCGGUAUAUAAAUUCAUGUCUUAGACUAAAUGAGGAAAUCAAGGGCAUUGACGCUCUAGCUAUUCGGCUGUAUCCUUUUAACAUUCCCACUAAAAUGCCUCUUUUUUGUGUGUAUAUAUGUAUUUUUAAUUGUGAGAAAAAAACCCACCUUAGGUGACGUUCGGUUUGCGAAAUGCAAUUGGGUGGGAAUGGAUGAUGAUGAAAAUUUGUAUAGAGAAAAUAACAAAAUUGAGUGAUGAAUUUGAUACCAUGUCGUCGUACUCUGUUCUUAUGUAUCAAACGUCUGGUUGGUUACCAACAUGCAUUUCAUUUGGAUUAGUGUUCGCCAGUUGUUACCAAUUGGACUUUGCUGUGUGUUCUCCCUUACGUUUGUCAAGAAAGAUGUUGAGGAGGAACGUAGAUGCGCUGGAUUCAGCUGUGAAUAGUCUCCUCCGUUUGCCAUAACGCCAACCUCUGCUAAUUGUGAAGAUGAUUCCUGCAGUUUUAUCUGGCUGCAUUUACAACACCAAAGAACAUGCUUGGCUGAUACUGUUAAGAGUAUGAAACAGAGCACACCUUACUAUUAUUAUGCUUUUUUUUUUUUUCCUCUUCUUGCUAGAAUAGUCUCUGCCCACUUGGAGUUGGCCCUUUUUUUUUUCUUCCUUGUGUUGAAGAGAGAGAGAGAGAGACAAGGAAGAAUGUGAAUUAUGAUGUUGAAACUUUCAUCUGAUGUGGAAGUUACUAAAUUAUGAAGAUCUUUCCAGUUUUUUGUUUGUU